Silurus meridionalis is the source of this 5211-nucleotide messenger RNA. RefSeq names its product integrin, alpha 2 (CD49B, alpha 2 subunit of VLA-2 receptor), tandem duplicate 2 (gene itga2.2). Gene Ontology annotation, cellular component: external side of plasma membrane; integrin complex. Gene Ontology annotation, biological process: cell-matrix adhesion; cell-cell adhesion; cell adhesion mediated by integrin. The record is from RefSeq and is a predicted model, not a curated record. The transcript has 29 exons. Gene Ontology annotation, molecular function: integrin binding. Bases 71 to 3601 code for a protein of 1176 amino acids. Lineage: Eukaryota; Metazoa; Chordata; Actinopteri; Siluriformes; Siluridae.
CAGGCUUCCUCGCGGUGUCCCGGGGUAGGAAAGUGAGCGGCGGGACACCGGAGAGAGUCGCAACAUCAGCAUGGAGCUGUGGACGCGCGCGCUGCUGCUGCUGUUACACAGUUGGUGUAUUCAACACUCUCAGGGAUUUAAUGUGGGAACAUCAGGAGCCAAAAUUUUCUCUGGCCCGAAAGUAGACGAGUUUGGAUACACGGUGCAGCAGUUCAGCACUGCCGAGGGAAAAUGGUUAUUAGUCGGAGCUCCUUGGAGAGGCUACACCCAGAACAGGAAAGGAGAUGUGUAUAGAUGUGGUAUUACAGGAACUACCUGCGAGAAACUCAACCUACAGAACUCUGUCAACAUACCGAACGUACAGAACAUCAACGUUAACAUGAGUCUGGGUCUGACCCUGAUGCGAAAACCCAAAAACAACGGAUUUAUGACAUGCGGUCCUCUCUGGGCUCAGGCUUGUGGUACUCAGUAUUUCUCCACGGGAGUGUGUGCAGAAGUGAGCUCUCAGUUCAGUCCACAAACGGUGUUUUCUCCCGCUCUACAAACUUGCGGUGGCCCAAUGGACAUCGCUAUUGUUCUGGACGGAUCAAACAGUAUUUAUCCCUGGCCUCCUGUUGUGAAUUUUCUUAAGAAGCUCUUAGGACACCUUGAUAUCGGACCUCAGCAAUCUCAGGUCAGCAUCAUUCAGUACGGCGUCUAUCCCGUGAUGGAGUUCAAUAUGAACACGUAUAAGACCAGAGAUUCGAUCGUGGAUGCAGCUUCAAAGAUUACUCAGAGAGGUGGAACCGAGACGAACACGUUCGGAGCGAUCGAAUACGCCAGGACAAACGCUUUUCUGGCGUCAAAUGGUGGACGUCCCGGAGCCAGUAAAGUGAUGGUGGUGGUGACUGAUGGAGAGUCACAUGAUAACUCCAAGAGAGACAAGGUUAUUCCGGCGUGUGAGAAGGACCACAUCACUCGCUUCGGCAUCGCUGUGCUCGGGUACUACAUAAGAAACAACAUUGACAGCACAAAACUGGUUGAGGAAAUCAAGUCAAUAGCCAGCAAUCCUUCUGAUAAAUUCUAUUUCAAUGUGUCUGCUGAAGAGGCACUGCUGGAGAUUGCAGGAACUCUGGGAGAUCGGAUCUUCAAUAUCGAAGGCACAGGUAUAGGUGGUGAAUUUCAGAUGGAAAUGUCGCAGGUCGGAUUCAGUGCGCACAAGACCAAGAACGAGGACGAGAUGAUGCUGGGGGCCGUUGGAGCGUACGGAUGGACCGGAACCGUGGUGCAUAAAACUGCUCAGAAAUCAGAGAUUUUCCCCAAAGAAACUUUUGAGCGAAUACUUGAAGAUAAAAACCACAGUUCCCUCCUGGGAUACGCAGUGACUACGCUAUAUAGUGAUUCCACUGAGUACUUUGUGGCUGGUGCGCCCCGCUCCAAUCACACCGGUCAGGUGGUGGUGUACACGCUGAAUCAGCAGAGAAAACCUGAAAUCCGACACUCACAAAGAGGAGAUCAGAUCGGAUCGUACUUCGGAAGCGUGCUCUGCCCCCUGGAUGUGAAUCGUGACGGUGUUACGGACAUUCUCCUGGUUGGAGCUCCGAUGUACAUGAGCGAUGAGAAGAAGGAGAUGGGCAAAGUGUACGUCUUCUCCAUUACCAAUGGGUUCUUGAGUAGCCAGGGGUUCCUGGAAGGUUCUUCUCCACUGGAGAACGCCCGAUUCGGAAUGGCCAUUGCCGCAGCUCCGGACCUCAACCAGGAUAACUUAAAUGAUGUGGUGGUUGGGGCACCGCUGGAGGAGAACGGCCAGGGAGCUCUUUAUAUUUUUAACGGAGAAGCACGAAGCGUCAGGAAGCAGAGCUCACAGAAAAUUCUUGCCAUGAAACUGGACCCGAUGUUGAGGUACUUCGGACGUUCUUUAGAUGCCAGUGAAGAUCUGAAUGGAGACUCAAUCCCAGACGUCUCAGUGGGGAGUUAUGGAAAAGUGUUUCAGCUCUGGUCCAGAGCAGUGGCGUUGGUGACUGCCAAGGUCACGUUCAACCCGGACCGGAUUAGCGUCUUGAGCAAACCGUGCACCCUCAAUGGACGGAUGGUUUCCUGUUUUAAAGCCAAAAUCUGCCUGAGGGCAACGUUUAAACCGUUAAACCAGGUUGGACCUGCAGCGAUUAAGUACAACAUGACCCUGGACGCUGACCUGAAGUCGUCCCGAGUCUCAAGGGCUCACUUCAUUAACUCGGAGCGAGUAAUCCAGCAUGACGUCAGCGUCUCCACAGCUGAGACGUGUGAGGAACAUCAGGUGAACGUUCAGGAAGCGCUUGAUCUCGUCAACCCCAUUGCCGUUCGAGUCGACAUCAGACUUCAGCAGCCGGAUUCAAACCCUGUCCUGGACGCCUUCAGUCCCACCGCAUGGGAGUUUUUUAUCCCAUUUUCUAAAGACUGUGGUACUGAUGAGGUGUGCUACAGUGACCUGGUGUUAAGCGUGCAGAGAGAUCCGCCUACCAGCUCCUUGUUGGUGAGUAAUAACAACAGAAGAUUGGUGCUGUUCGUCACGGUGAUGAACAGGAAGGAAAACGCGUACAACACCCGAGUGACAGCGCGUUACUCCAGCAACCUGUUUUACUCCUCCGUUUCGCAGCCUAGCGAUGGUACUGAGGUCAAAUGCACCUCCAGUCAAGACACUGAAUUGGUCGCGUGUCAAGUUGGAUAUCCAGCGUUAAAGACCGACCAGUCGGUGACAUUCGAGAUCAGUUUUGACUUCAAUCUGGCUCAGUUACAAAAGGAAGUCAAAGUGGUUUUUGAAGCCCAGAGUGAAAGUAAAGAGGAAACUCCAGAAGAUAACACUGAGACGUUGAUGAUCUCUAUCCAGUACCAGACAGAGAUCAUCCUGAGCAGAGAAGCAAACCUGGAUGUGUAUUUACUUGAAGAAAAGGAUGAAAUAAUAAACCCCAUAAAGACGUACAGUGACAUCGGUCCAGAGUUCAAGUUCAGUCUCAAGGUAUCUGGAGCAGCUUUUCCAGUCAGUUUGGUUUACAUGGAUGUAUCUCUGCCCACGAGCACCAAAUCAGGGAAUCAGCUGCUGUAUAUAACAUCAGUCGAGGCCACACCGCAGCGUGAUGUUCAGUGUGACAUUAAUGGGCUGAUCGACCCGUUUAACAUCGGACAGAAGGAAUACACUGCCAAAUUCACUGAGAAGAGCUUCAGAGGAACCAGUCACCUGAACUGUGCCUCAGCCGUAUGUAAGCAGCUGAAGUGUGUGCUGAAAGACAUGAGCGUGAAAAGCGAGUAUAUCGUCAGCGUGUCUGCACGAAUCUGGAACGGAACAUUUCUGAAGGCUGAUUUCCAGUCGGUCGUAUUAAACGUGAACGCUCAGAUCAAAACGUCUCAAAAUGAUCUACUUGUCAUCGCCCACAAAGAAGUGACGGUGGAUGUGACGGUCAGUAAACCGGGUGCUAAAGGUGACGUCCCCGUGGGCGUGAUCGUGGGGAGUGUGAUCGGAGGAUUACUCCUGCUGGCUGCUGCUGUCGCAGGGUUGUGGAAGCUCGGCUUCUUCAAGCGUAAAUAUCAGCAGCUGGGCAGAAACGAUGAGGCAGCGGAAACAGAAGGACUGCAGGAGAACGCGUGAAGAACGUGAGACCCACCCUGAUCCCGAUUAAACACUGUCUGAUCUCAGAUCAACUCCAGCCAAAGAUCUAACUCUCAGAGACUCAGGGAUCGGAUCAGCAGCAGUGAGGAGGAGGAGGAGAACCUCAACCACACUGCAGCAACAGGAAACGAUCUGUGAUCUAAAACAACUCAAACAGACAACAGUCCUGUUUGUGCUGCCGUGGAAACUCACCGCCUCUGUUUACUUUCAUCAACACUGGAGAAUUUCUCUUUCACUCCGAGUCGCUGAAUCAACGGGAAACUGACGAACUUCUUUCCCUUUUUUUUUUUACAUUUAUUUCCCGAUACUGUAAAUAUUAUUCAUAAAGAAAUAUUGUUGAGUGCACUGACCUUCUCCCAGACGAUCCCGGACCUGCAGAUCACAAGUUCUCGUAAUAUCCAAUAACUCUACAUUUCUACAUUUCAUACGUUUUUAAAGUUUGCACACGCGGCCUCGUUUAUCUUUUUAGUGCGUUUGUGUGUAAAAAAAACAGGAGCGAGCAAUCACAAAACAGCAUUAAAAAAAAAAAAAAAAAAAAACCUUCAGUAAUUAAAUGACUAAUUAAUAUGAAGCGACUGAGAGAAAAAGUGAAAUUGGUUAAAUGAAUAUAUAUAUUUUUUACAUUUCGUAGCAUCCUCCCUUUUAAAGAAAUGUACAUUAUUAAAAAAUUUGCCACAAAAAAGCAAUACAUAAUGUAUAAUGUAGCGAAACCGAGGCUAAAAACUCCACACACACACACACACACACACACACACACACACACACACCAGUUAUGUAGCUAAAUACAGGUACACUGUCCCCAUCUAAAAACUGUGCUUUAAUGGAAAACUUUGACCUCAAAUAGACACAAACUCACAAUCUGGAACAAAACAAGUCACUGAAUGGUAUAACAAUAUUAUAAUAAUAUAUAUUUAAUAUAUACAGAUAAAGUUUGUGGACACAAUCAGUAUGUGCUUUAAAAAAAAAAAACAUCCCACAUUUAUUUCCAAUUUAACAUUACAAUGAGCUCCACUCUCCUGGGAAGAUGUUCCACUAGAUUUCCAAGUGUGUGGAGAUUCAUUCAGCCACAAUGGUGUGAAAAUGUUCUGCUUCAGCAUCCAAACACGUCUGAUACUUUUGUGUGUGUCCAACGUUGUGUUAACAGUUUGGGGAAGAAGAACAUAUGGCUGGAAAAGUUCGGUGUCCCAAUACUUUUAAUCCGUGUGGUGAAUAUCACAGAAGUACAUCAAUAUAAAAGAUGCACUGAAACAUAAAAAUAGAAAUAAAACAGCAAUUGUGUAAAAAUCAAUCAUCAUAAUAAAACAUCAUUCUCGUGUACUGGCAUCUAUAAAGAUAAGUGGGAAAUUUUUUUUUUAUAUUCGUGAGUUUGUUGUUCGACUGUUGAUUUUAUCUGUGAAACGUUUCUUCGUUUAUUUUUCUCUCAGGAACGAAUACCUUCAGUAGACUACUGGGACACACUGGCGAUUAAAUCCUGUUUCUUUUUGUUUAUCCGGCACUUUAUUCACAUCUCGGCUUCCUACUAGUUAACAUUCACCUUUCCAAUUGUUUUUUUUUUUUUUUAUGUUUUGUUUUUUUUUUUUUUUGUAUUU